Messenger RNA from Salvelinus namaycush (lake trout), 1705 nucleotides. Its product is annotated as zinc finger protein 501-like. Gene Ontology annotation, molecular function: RNA polymerase II cis-regulatory region sequence-specific DNA binding; DNA-binding transcription factor activity, RNA polymerase II-specific. Bases 209 to 1432 code for a protein of 407 amino acids. Gene Ontology annotation, biological process: regulation of transcription by RNA polymerase II. The record is from RefSeq and is a predicted model, not a curated record. Lineage: Eukaryota; Metazoa; Chordata; Actinopteri; Salmoniformes; Salmonidae. The transcript is spliced from 2 exons.
AGAAGAGCAGGGGGAGAGGGAAGUCAAAGAAGAAGAGGAGAACAGGGAAGUGUCUGCUCCAGAUCUAGAGGAAGAGGAGGAAGAAGUAGAUAGUAUCACUGACCCAGGAGAGAGCUCCCAUCCAGGCUCAGACAGCGAUCCCAGUACCACAGCAUCAGGAAACCAUAAACGCAGGCAGAGGAACUCAAGACAGAAACAUCACCACUGCAUGGACUGCUUCACUGGUUUCUAUGAACCAAAGGAGUUGAGAAGGCACACUUGUAGGCCCCACCCCUGUUCAGAUUGCAGAGGCACUUUUAUUUGUCCAAUUCACUUAAAAUCACACCAACAAACUCUCAAAAUAAAGAAAAUGUACCCGUGCGCUCAUUGUGAGAAGAGUUUUCAGACCCCAAGCAGCUUGAAGACGCACCAGCUUAAUCACACGGGAAAGAAGUCGUAUCACUGCUUUCAGUGUGGGAAGAGGUUCUGUCGUGUAGACACCUUAAAGGCUCACAAGAGAAUACACACAGGAGAGAAGCCUUUUCACUGUUCUCAGUGUGGGAAGAGCUUCAGUGAUAUAGGAAAUCGAAAUAAACACCAGAGAAUACACACAGGAGAAAAGACUUACCACUGCUCUGAGUGCGGGAAAAGUUUCAAUCAGUUAUCACAUUUAAAACCACACCAGCUAACUCACACAAGUGAGAAGCCUUUUAACUGCUCUCAGUGUGGAAAGGGUUUCAGUCUGUCAUCAUAUCUGAAGAAGCACCAGGUAAUGCACACAGAAGAGAAACCAUACAGCUGUGAUCAUUGUGGGAAGAGUUUUAAAUUGGAAGGAAUCCUUAAGCGUCAUCAGAGAAUACACAGUGGAGAGAAGACUUACCACUGCUCAGAGUGUGGGAAGUGUUUCAGUUUGUCAUCAUAUCUGAAGAGACACCAGCUAACUCACACAGGAUUAAAGUCACACCACACAGGAAUAAAGUCACAACACUGCUCCCACUGUGGGAAGAGCUUCAGUAAGAAAGCUGACCUAAAGAAACAUCAGAGAAUACACACAGGGGAGAAGCCUUUCCACUGCUCCCAAUGUGGGAAGAGCUUUAAUGAGAAAGGAAAUCUAAAGCAACACCAGAGAAAACACUCAGGAGAGAAGCCUUUCCACUGCUCCCAAUGUGGAAAAAGAUUCAGUUGGGUAAGAGACCUAAAGAAACAUCAGAAAGUACACAAAGAGGAGAAGCCUUUCCACUGCUCCCAAUGUGGGAAGAGCUUCAAUGAGAAAGGAAAUCUAAAGCAACACCAGAGAAGACACUCAGGAGAGAAACCGUACAGCUGUGAUCAGUGUGGGAAUUGUUUUAAAUGGAAACAAAGCCUAAAGGAACAUCAGAAGGCAAAGCACAGUGCAGUGCCAGACCAUGGCCUUAUAAUUGUGUUGCCAAGCUGGGCAUCUACAUCUAAUUAAUAUUUACACUAACCAGGUUUCCAUCUAACCUUUUUAUGUGAGUAAACUUGGCUGUAAGCUUUUCAAAUGUCGACAAAACAAAAUAUGCUUGACAAGGUGGGAUCUUUUUGUGUCUGUAAAAUGUAUUAUGCGAGAAAUGUUGGUGGAAAUGCUUUUAUGUGCUAAUAUUGAUAUAGUAAUCAUCAUAUCAUCAUAUCAGCAAUCAUCAUAUGGGGCGGCAGGUUAGAGCAUUGGGCCAGUAACCGAAAGGUUGCUAGAUCGAAUCCCCUGACA